Molecule: messenger RNA, 921 nt
Organism: Manis javanica (Malayan pangolin)
Lineage: Eukaryota; Metazoa; Chordata; Mammalia; Pholidota; Manidae
Product: olfactory receptor 4C12-like
Biological process (GO): G protein-coupled receptor signaling pathway
Cellular component (GO): membrane
Molecular function (GO): olfactory receptor activity; G protein-coupled receptor activity
Source: RefSeq, a predicted model, not a curated record
AUGGCAUUUAGGAAUGUGACUGAGUUCAUUUUAAUAGGUCUUACACAGAACCCCAAAAUGCAUAAAAUAGUGUUUGGGGUAUUUUUGGUUCUAUACCUGCUAACACUCUCAGGUAACCUACUCACUGUAAUUACCAUUACCACCAGCCAGGCUCUGAACUCCCCCAUAUACUUCUUCCUGACCCAGCUUUUCUUGGUAGACAUAAUUUCUUCCUUUUCUUCAGCUGCUAAACUGAUUGUGGAUUCCCUUCACAAGGUGAAAAUUAUCUUCUUUAAUGGGUGUAUGGCUCCAGUCUAUGCAGAACACAUUUUUGGUGCUCUUGAGAUCAUCCUACUGAUAGUGAUGGCCUAUGACCACUAUGUGGCCAUCUGCAAGCCUCUGCACUACAUGACCAUCAUGAGUCACAGGCUGUGUAUUCUUCUGCUGGGAGUGUCCUGGACUGGAGGAUUUCUCCAUGCAACCAUUCAGAUCCUCUUCACAGUCUGGCUGUCCUUCUGUGGCCCCAAUGUCAAAGAUCACUUCAUGUGUGACUUGUAUCCUCUGUUUAAACUUGUCUGCAUGGACACUCAUAUCCUUGGUCUUUUCAUUGCUGCCAACAGUGGCUUCAUCUGCCUGUUAAACUUCCUUCUCUUGUUGGUCUCCUAUGUGAUCAUUCUGAGAUCCCUAAGGACCUUCAGCUUGGAAGCCAAGCACUAAGCCCUUUUCACCUGUGUUGCUCACAUCACAGUAGUUGUCUUAUUCUUUGUACCCUGUAUAUUUGUGUAUCUGUAUCUAGUGACCACUCUGCCCGUUGAUAAAACCAUUGCCAUCUUUUAUACUAUGGUGGCUCCAAUGUUAAAUCCCUUGAUCUACACCCUCAGAAAUGCUGAGGUAAAAAAAUGCUAUGAGGAAGCUCUGGAGAAAAAAAGUGACUUUAGAUAA